CGCCCGGCGCGCAUGCGCAGGCAUCCCAGAACCAGAAGCAGCGCGGGGCUGGGCAUGGCGGCGGCGGCCGAGGGUGUCCCAGAGACUCACCGCGAGGAGCCCGUUCGGGAUGAUGCCGCCGUGGAGACCGCUGAGGAAGCAAAAGAGCCCGCUGAGGCUGACAUCACUGAACUCUGCCGGGACAUGUUCUCCAAGAUGGCAACUUACCUGACUGGGGAACUGACGGCCACCAGUGAAGACUAUAAGCUUCUGGAAAAUAUGAAUAAACUAACCAGCCUGAAGUAUCUUGAAAUGAAAGAUAUUGCUAUAAACAUUAGUAGAAACUUAAAGGACUUAAACCAGAAGUAUGCUGGACUGCAGCCUUAUCUGGAUCAGAUCAAUGUAAUUGAGGAGCAGGUAGCAGCUCUUGAGCAGGCAGCCUACAAGCUGGAUGCGUAUUCAAAGAAACUGGAAGCCAAAUACAAGAAGCUGGAGAAGCGAUGAAAAACUUAUUCCUGUGGGACAAAGUCUUUUUUAAUGUGGGAAGAAUGUUUAUAAGACCUGAAUCUUGAGGCUGAUGAAUUGUCAAAACUCCUCAAAAGGCAACUAUGCUGGUCGUCCCAGAAACUUUGCAACAUUGGAGUAAACUGAAGGACUGUGGCUACUCCUGGAAUAACUUCUUCUGAGGCAGAAUCCCUCAAAAACUCACCCUUAUAACUCCUUACCUUUUACUUGAAUGCUUCAUCAUCCAUUCAGGACAGAGACUCUCUCAAAUUUUGCAUAAACCUGGACUUGCCAGUAGAAUCAAAUGAGUGGGCCUGUUUUCCCUGGUAGCAGUUGAUUACUACAUUAUUUUCUUAAAUGGCUGGUUUUUGAGUUACUGUGUAAAUGGUUGUUUUUUUCUAUUAAGGAUGUAAUGUAUUGCUAACAAGAUUCUAAAUUAAAAAAGGAAAACAAAA
Molecule: messenger RNA, 938 nt
Organism: Mesoplodon densirostris (Blainville's beaked whale)
Lineage: Eukaryota; Metazoa; Chordata; Mammalia; Artiodactyla; Ziphiidae
Gene: BLOC1S2
Product: biogenesis of lysosomal organelles complex 1 subunit 2
Exons: 5
Coding region: 13-483 (156 amino acids)
Biological process (GO): endosomal transport; lysosome localization
Cellular component (GO): gamma-tubulin complex; BLOC-1 complex; BORC complex
Molecular function (GO): gamma-tubulin binding
Source: RefSeq, a predicted model, not a curated record